Molecule: messenger RNA, 4972 nt
Organism: Lagopus leucura (white-tailed ptarmigan)
Lineage: Eukaryota; Metazoa; Chordata; Aves; Galliformes; Phasianidae
Product: inactive phospholipase C-like protein 2
Exons: 5
Coding region: 1123-4302 (1059 amino acids)
Biological process (GO): intracellular signal transduction; lipid metabolic process
Molecular function (GO): phosphatidylinositol-4,5-bisphosphate phospholipase C activity
Source: RefSeq, a predicted model, not a curated record
CUGGCCCCGGCACGGCAACGAAGCUGCGCUCCCGGCUGCCGACAGGGCCACCUGCAAGUGGGUGCCGGGGUCUGGAGCUGCGGGGCAGCGCUGUUCUCAGAUUGCUGCUCACAGGAAGCAUCCUGACAGUGGUGUAGACGCUCAGCCCUUCCCGUGAGCCUGAUGCCAAGCACUCCAUGCCCAGCACUGAGGCUCAGCUUUGGGCUGAGCAUCUCAGCAGGAUGCCCUUUGUGAGCAUCCUCUCCCUGCUUGGGCAAGCUGAGCUGGGUCCUCAGAUGUUCCCGUGGCUUCUACCUCUGAUCCAGCAGCGUCCAGCUAGCUCUGGCAUAGGAAUGGUGAUAAGUGUGGUUUUUCCCUUUCUUUGGGGCGUCAUUUCCCAUUCACCCUUGGCCUGGAGCUGGCUAUCUUGUCCUGAUUGUCUUUGGUCAGGGCUGCCUGGACCCAUAGAGCCAAAUCCAGACCUUUUAGAAUGAAACACUGCGGUGUGCAUGCCUGGGCUGCCAGCCUGUGCUGCAGCAGCUCUGCCAUGGAGAUGUGAAAGCUCUUGAAGUGCUGGAGGAGACACUCCAUUGUCCACAAACCCUGGCAGCUGGGAAGAGCCUGCAUGUGCCAGAGAUACCAGAGUUCCUGUGCCAUGUGCCAGAGAUACCACCAGAUUAGAGGUGACUCACCAUAAUCUUGAAGAAGGGGAUUAAAUCUCCCUGCUGCACUACUUAAUGAAAUCUAUGCCAUAAUAUGCUCCCAGCCCUGCUGUUCCCCAUCCCAUCCCCCUUCACUUCAACCCAUUGGUGGUAGGGUCUUCUCUUCCCCACCCUGGGGAACUGCUUCCUGCGUUGCCUGGGGUUGGUGCCUGGGGAUGCAGGGCACAGUGGGUACAGGGGGGUCCUGCCAGGACCUUUCUCUUCCAGCAUCCAGCAGACCCGGGGAGAGCCUGUGCACUGCUUUACCCCUGGGGGUGAGCAAGCGGUGGGGCAGGAUCCGGCUCAGGGCCGGGAGCAGGAAGGAAGGAAGGAAGGAAUGCAGAGUUAAAAUAAGCCUGGCAGUGGGGGGAGGCCCCAGCUGGAGCAAACUCCUGACCUCCUGGGCCAGGGGAGAGGGUCCAAUGAGUCCAGAGGGCUUUGUAUGGCGUGGAGCUCCUGGGACCCCUGCCUAUGCGUCAGGGCUGGGGUGGGAGCCUGGGGGACGGGGAGUGCGUGGUGCCUUGCCCUGAUGGCUCUGCUCCUUCUGCCAUCCCGGCAGGAUGGCUCCCGGCAGCGGCCCAUGCAGAAGAAGACAGUGUCCUUCAGCACGAUGCCCAACGACCGGAAGAUAAACAGUGCAGCUGCCUGCAUCUCCUUCAUGCUGGAGGGCUGUGAGCUGAAGAAGGUGCGCUCCAACUCCCGUAUGUACAGCCGCUUCUUCGUGCUGGACGCCGACAUGCGCUCCGUGCGCUGGGAACCUUCCAAGAAGGACUCAGAGAAGGCCAAGAUUGAGAUCAAAUCGGUGAAGGAGGUGCGCGUGGGCAAGAAAACGCCCAUCCUGCGCAGCAAUGGCCUCUCUGACCAGUUCCCCGAUGAGUGCGCCUUCUCCAUCAUCUAUGGAGACAACUACGAGUCCCUGGACCUAGUGGCCAGCUCAGCCGACGUGGUGAGCGCCUGGGUGAUGGGGCUGCGGUACCUGCUGUCCUAUGGGAAGCACACGCCCGAGGCCCUGGGGUCCGGCCACCCCAGCCUGCGCACCUCCUGGAUCUCCUCCGUCUUCGACCUCGCUGACCUGGAGAAGUCCGGCCGCAUCCCCGUGUCCCGCGCCGUGCAGCUCAUCAAGGCGCUUAACCCCGGCAUGAAGGUGUCCACCAUUGAGCUGAAGUUCAAGGAGCUGCAGAAGGCCAGUGAGCGUCCUGGCACCGAGGUGGCCUGCGACCUGUUUGUGGAGGCAUACUGCGAGCUCUGCACCCGGCCCGAGAUCUUCUUCCUGCUGGUGCAGUUCUCCAGCAACAAGGAGUACCUGGGCCUGAAGGACCUGCUGACGUUCCUGGAGGUGGAGCAGGGCAUGGAGGGCGUCACGGAGGAGAAGUGCUUGGAGAUCGUCAGCAAGUACGAGCCCUCCAAAGAGGGCCGGGAGAAGGGCUACCUGGCCAUCGACGGCUUCACCCGCUACCUGCUCUCCUCCGAAUGCUCCAUCUUCGACCCACAGCACCGCCGUGUGUGCCAGGACAUGGCGCAGCCUCUCUCCCACUACUACAUCAGCUCUGCCCACAGCGCCUGCCUGCUGGAGGACAACUUCUGGGGCCGCUCGGACAUCAGCGGAUACGUCAGCGCGCUGGGGCUGGGCUGUCGCAGCAUUGAGCUGGUGCUGUGGGACGGCCCCGAUGGGGAGCCCGUGGUCUACACCAGCCCCUCGGCCGCCUCCUGCGUGCCCUUCCGCUCCGUGGUGGGGCUGAUCGACCAGCACGCCUUCACCGCCUCCGCCUACCCGCUGAUCCUCUGCCUGGUGGUGCGCUGCUCUGCCGCCCAGCAGCGCCUGGCCGCCCAGUGCCUGCGCAAGACGCUGGGCGAGAAGCUCUACCUGGAGCCGCCCAACCCCGCCGCCUCCUACCUGCCCUCCCCGGAGCGGCUCAAGGGCCGCAUCCUGAUCAAGGGCAAGAAGCUGCCGCCCGGCUGCGAGGACAGCGAGGGGGAGGUGUCGGACGACGAGGAAGGCCGGGAGUUGGCGCGGAGGCUGGGCCAGGAGGACCGCGAGGCAGCGGAAGGGGGGGCCCCGCAGCGCGUGCGGCUCAGCCGUGAGCUCUCGGAGCUGGUGAGCCUCUGCCAGGCCGUCCCCUUCCAGGACUUCGAGAGCUCGCGGCGCGGGCAGCGCUACUGGGAGAUGUGCUCCUUCAGCGAGGUGGAGGCGGGCCGCUUCGCCAACGAGUGCCCGGCCGAGCUGGUGAGCUACAACAAGCGCUUCCUCUCCCAUGUCUACCCCAGCCCCAUGCGCAUCGAUGCCAGCAACAUGAACCCACAGGACUUCUGGAAAUGCGGCUGCCAGAUGGUGGCCAUGAACUACCAGACGCCGGGGCUGAUGAUGGACCUCAACACGGGCUGGUUCCGGCAGAACGGCGCUUGCGGUUAUGUCCUCCGCCCCGCCAUCAUGCGGGAGGAGGUCUCCUACUUCAGUGCCAACGCCAAGGACUCCCUGCCUGGGGUGCCCGCACAGCUCCUGCACCUCAAAGUCAUCAGCGGGCAGAACCUGCCCAAGCCAAAGGGCUCGGGGGCCAAGGGGGAGGUGGUGGAGCCCUACGUCUGCGCUGAGAUCCACGGCAUCCCAGCUGACUGCGCGGAGCACCGCACCAAGACGGCCCUGCAGAGCGGGGACAACCCCGUCUUCGAUGAAAGCCUGGAGUUCCAGAUCAACCUGCCUGAGCUGGCUGUGCUGCGCUUCGUCGUGCUGGAUGACGACUACAUCGGGGACGAGUUCAUUGCGCAGUACACCAUCCCCUUCGAAUGCCUGCAGCCUGGCUACCGCCACGUCCCGCUCCAGUCGCUGUCUGGGGAGCCCCUGCCCCACGCCACCCUCUUUGUGCACGUGGCCAUCACUGACCGCCGCGGGGGGGGCAAGGGGCACCGCCGGGGGCUGGCAGGGCGCCGGGGCCGCCGGGUGCGCGAGUAUACGUCCACCAAAGCCACCGGUAUCAAGGCCAUCGAUGAGGUCUUCCGGACGGCCACUCAGCCCCUGCGGGAGGCCACCGACCUGCGGGAGAACGUGCAGAACGCGCUGGUCUCCUUCAAGGAGCUGUGUGGCCUGACGCCCGCCGCCAACAUGAAGCAGUGCAUCCUGACGGUGGCUGCGUGGCUGCUGCACAGUGACAGUGUGCCCAGCGUCACCCUCAACCUGGCUGAGCAGUACCCCCCCAUGGAGGCACAGGGCCCCAUACCCGACCUGCUGCGCAAGGUCCUCACUGCCUACGAGACGAUGAUCCAGACCAGCCGGACGCUGAUCGAGUCUGCUGACGCAGUGCACAGCAAGCUCAUCCAGGCGCAGCAGGCAGGUAUGGACUUCCACAAGGAGCUGCACCGCAUCGAGGCCAAGGAGGGACUGCGGGGACGGAAGUUGCAGAAAGCACUGGAGAGCUUUGCCUGGAACAUCACCGUCCUGAAGGGCCAGGCUGACCUUCUCAAGCAUGCCAAGGCGGAGGCGCUGGACAACCUCUGGCAGAUUCACAACGCCGGGCAGUCCUGUGGCAUCGGCAGGAACGGUUUGGCCUCGCCGGAGCCGUCCCGGCUGCGCGCACCACUGGAGCCCAUUCCUGAGGCAGAAGGAGGCAGCGAUGCCGCGUCCUGCUGACCCCGGCCUGGGGCUCAGGCAGCCCCCAUGGAGCAGCCUCUGCUGCAGGAACAGGAACUACAGAGCCUGUGUCACGGUUGGGGAUGGGAAUAGGCAGGGUGCUGAGGGGCUGCAGUGGUGCCAGCAGUCAUCCAUCUGCCUGCAGACACUGCAGGGCACUGGGGGGCCCCACUCCUGUCUGCUCCCUCCAGCUUCCCAGGCCUCUUCCAUCUGCUUCCAGAGCGGGUGCUGUGCUGUGGGACCAGGGGGUUGGACUGCUGGUACCUGGCUGUGUGCAUGCACCCCCAGCCUGCUGUGCCACCAGCCCUGUAAGAACUGCCCCUGUGUGGGCUCUGGCUGUCAGGGCUGCAGAUUCUGCCUUUGCCAGCCCUGGAGACUGCCUGCAUGGCUGGAAGGGGUCUGUCCAACCACUGUCCCUUCUCCCAGGAUUUUCCCAGGUGUCCUCGGGCCCCUGCUGUGCAGAGGGGCUGGGAAGGCACCUGUAGGGAAGCUGGCAAUGGGUCCGGGGCAGUGGGACCGCUGCAGAGCGGGGCUGCCGGGAGCUGUGUCCUCUGGCGUCAGGGAGCUCAUCCUGGGCUCGUCCCCUGAGCGAGCUCACUGCGGUGUGGGCUGUGGGUCAGGGGUGGUCUGGGGCUGCGGAGCACUCUGUUUAUAAAGUGUGUGAGACCCA